CCUACACCGCAAAGCAAUUUUAGCCCUUUUUCAGAGAACAAGCGUUCCAUCGUAAAAUUGCGCUAGAAUUUGCAAAAAAAGUUGAAAUAACUUAGCCGAUCAUCUAAAGCUGUUAGAGUAACUGCCACAUCGAAGUUAAGCUAUUGAAAAGACGCGCGUGUACAGCAAACUGCAAUUUGCGUAAAGUGGGAAAACGUUGAAAGAUGUCUGGCAUUGCUAUCACACGAUUAGGCGAGGAGCGCAAGGCGUGGCGGAAAGAUCAUCCCUUUGGAUUUGUGGCCCGUCCGGCCAAGAAUCCUGAUGGCACUCUCAACCUGAUGAUCUGGGAGUGCGCCAUUCCCGGCAAGAAGUCGACCCCAUGGGAGGGAGGUUUGUACAAGCUGCGCAUGAUCUUUAAGGACGACUACCCCACCUCGCCACCGAAGUGCAAAUUUGAGCCGCCUUUGUUCCAUCCGAACGUCUAUCCAUCUGGCACCGUCUGCCUGUCACUGCUCGACGAGGAGAAGGACUGGCGUCCGGCCAUUACCAUUAAACAGAUUCUACUGGGUAUUCAGGACCUGCUCAAUGAGCCGAACAUCAAGGAUCCGGCUCAGGCGGAAGCCUACACUAUUUACUGCCAGAACCGAUUGGAGUACGAGAAGCGUGUGCGUGCCCAAGCUCGCGCCAUGGCGGCCACCGAGUAAUCCAUAGCUGAAACAGCUUCCCCACAUAGACAUUUAAUGAUCACCAAGCUCAUAUACGACCCACAAAAAGCACACACACACACAAACAAAAUAAAACAAAACAUCUAGGCGGAGAGCGUUUUCGGGAACGCUUUUCAUAUCUUUUUACUUUUUCUAAGUCGAUGUAAUUCAAAAGGAACACUAAUACCUACGAACCAAAUGCGAAUGCGAACAAUUGCAAAAACCCCCAAUUAUCAGUUACAAAAUAACGUUGUCGCAUUUAAAGCACUCUACCAUCAUUUAAAAUAUACCUUUAUAUGUUCUCUAUGCAUCAGCGAGGCUUCACCACUACACGGAUGAGUGAGUCAUGCCGGAGAAUUGGCUGCGUGGCAUGUUACUCUCCAUUCCGGCACCAGAGAACUUGAGAUGGGGAGAUCCCACGUUCACAGUGAUUCCAGUAAACGAAGUUGCAACUAUAUUUUGUCAUCUUAUUAUUUUGAAUAAAUGUAACGAAAUUAUUUGUUGAUUACAUUAAGUACAAGCUAACGUAUGUACUCCAUGAUUUCAAUAAAAGUAUAUAAGAUCUAAAACAAAA
This is a messenger RNA of Drosophila bipectinata, 1257 nucleotides long. RefSeq names its product ubiquitin conjugating enzyme lesswright (gene lwr). The record is from RefSeq and is a predicted model, not a curated record. Gene Ontology annotation, molecular function: SUMO conjugating enzyme activity. Gene Ontology annotation, cellular component: nucleus. NCBI's taxonomy places the organism in Eukaryota, Metazoa, Arthropoda, Insecta, Diptera, Drosophilidae. Gene Ontology annotation, biological process: protein sumoylation.